Necator americanus (New World hookworm) is the source of this 234-nucleotide messenger RNA. RefSeq lists its product as uncharacterized. Lineage: Eukaryota; Metazoa; Nematoda; Chromadorea; Rhabditida; Ancylostomatidae. The record is from RefSeq and is a predicted model, not a curated record. The coding region runs from base 1 to 234 and encodes 77 amino acids. The transcript has a single exon.
AUGACGAUACACUCGUCAUUCGUGAACAGAAGAUUUCGUCUCAAAAUGGUUGGUGUCGGUUUUGUUGUGCACACAUGUGUCGUCCAUUUUGUCGAUUCUCACGAGAUCUUGUCACGUUGCCUGGCCACUCCUCGCUUCCGUCCUCUGCGUCAAAAGCCUAUUGGCAUCAUCAACUGCUACUCACCAACAUCAGCAGCUGAAAAGUCUGAAUUGGACGAUUGGAAUUGGAAUUGA